AUGAGUAACAUUGUCGAGCAUCAAGCUUCGCCCAACACCGCGAAAUCCACUGAAGAGGAGGAUCACUUGAUUCGCAGCACUAAGAAGAUUAAAAGUUCAGACACAUCGGCACCCAGUGAAAUGGACACUGAAGUGAUCAUGGCCACCAUUAUAGGAGAGGAAGACCCUAGAUCGCAAAGCCUUCCGUCACAGGCCUCCCCUCCUGCUAAAUCUUUUAAGGAAGCCCUGUCUACGGCCCGCAACUAUGACUACACGUUUGAUAGUCGAGUGGAGGUUUUAUCUUCAGAUGAAGAAGACGAUGAGCAAGAGGGACGCACCUCAAUCGAACACUCUACUUCGGAUCACAUAGGUAUACCCAAGGUUUCUCUCCCUAACAAGCUGCUACAAAAAAUCCGGAAACCAUGGGCAAGCUCACUAAUCAUUCGUCUUCUGGGCAAAAGUAUAGGCUAUAAAAUGCUCUGCACUCGAGUCAAAAACCUCUGGGGACUCCAAGAAGAGUUUAGUGCAAUUGAUCUAGGGUGUAACUAUUUUCUCUUUAAAUUCUCCAACCCUGAAGAUUUUACUAAAGUUCAUACUGGAGGACCUUGGGUGAUCAUGGAUCACUAUCUUACAGUGAGAUUAUGGGAACCUAAUUUUAAGCCUUCGGAAGCUCUUGAAACCACAACUGCGAUUUGGGUUCGGUUUCCGGAGCUUCCGAUCGAAUAUUAUCAUGAUAAGGUCCUCUUCGCAAUAGCUAAAACCAUUGGUAAACCUCUGAAGAUUGACUGGACAACAGCAAUGGUUACCAGGGGAAAGUUUGCAAGAAUCUGUGUGGAAAUGGACCUCACAAAGCCCUUGAUCCCCAAGUUUGUGCUUGAGGACAAAUGCUAUAGUAUUGAAUAUGAAUCACUACAUUCCUUUUGUUUUCUGUGUGGACGAAUUGACCACAGGAGGGAAGCUUGCAGAUUCAAAACUCACAUUGCACAACCGACGGGGGAGAAACUAGCCGUUACCAGUGACGAUAGUCACGGCACAUCCACCACGGAUGCUAACGGUAACCUGCAACCUCAGGAAGUCAGGGAGGAUGAAUUUGGGCCUUGGAUGUUGGUAACAAAACGUGGGCGUAGACCGAUUCAACCCAGGAAAAUUCAAGUCCCUUCGGGCCCCACUACAAAGCCCAAUAAAUUUUCACCCUUAGAUGAAGGCCAGAAGGGGCAGGAAGAUCACCCAAGGGGAAGGAAACAUAACAGAGCAGGUGCUGAGAAGGCUCCUAAUAACUAA
This is a messenger RNA of Camellia sinensis, 1260 nucleotides long. Lineage: Eukaryota; Viridiplantae; Streptophyta; Magnoliopsida; Ericales; Theaceae. The record is from RefSeq and is a predicted model, not a curated record.